Molecule: messenger RNA, 3074 nt
Organism: Papilio machaon (common yellow swallowtail)
Lineage: Eukaryota; Metazoa; Arthropoda; Insecta; Lepidoptera; Papilionidae
Gene: INTS7
Product: integrator complex subunit 7
Exons: 16
Coding region: 70-3018 (982 amino acids)
Biological process (GO): snRNA 3'-end processing
Cellular component (GO): integrator complex
Source: RefSeq, a predicted model, not a curated record
UUGAUGUUUUCACGGCGUGAAUUUAUGUUUGUGUUGUGAGUAAAUAAGUAUAUUAAUUAAAAUAUAAAUAUGAUUGGUGUAAGGUCAAACAGUUUCAAUGAUAAUUCUGGAGAACCGGAACAAGAUGCUAAUUCUGCAUUAACGGAAUUGGAUAAAGGUCUGAGAUCUGGAAAGGUUGGAGAACAAUGUGAAGCCAUUGUCAGAUUUCCCCGUUUAUUUGAGAAAUACCCAUUCCCCAUACUGAUCAACUCCUCGUUCUUGAAGUUAGCCGAUGUGUUUCGUAUGGGCAACAAUUUCUUAAGGCUAUGGGUACUGCGUGUAUGUCAACAAAGUGAGAAACAUUUAGACAAGAUUCUGAAUGUAGAUGAAUUUUUGCGACGGGUGUUCAGUGUACUUCAUUCAAAUGACCCCGUGGCGCGAGCGUUGGCAUUGCGCACGCUGGGCGCAGUGGCGGGCAUCAUACCGGAGAGACAGAAUGUGCACCAUGCCAUCAGGCGGGGACUCGAGAGUCAUGACAAUGUGGAGGUUGACGCUGCCAUCUAUGCAACAACUAGAUUUGCUGCACAUUCUAAUGCAUUUGCAGUAGCGAUGUGCAACAAGCUAUCUGACAUGGUGGAGUGUGAGAGCACGGCCGCAGACCGGAGAGCCAAACUGGUUCGCGCCUUAAGGACUGUCCACGGUGGAGCGGUGCGGGCGCAAGGCGUGCUCAAGCUGCUGCACUCGCUGCUGGAGCGCUUCCCGUCCACGAGCUCGGUGCGCGCCGCCAUCUCCGCGCUCACAGCCAUCGCCGCCGACACCGUCGUGCACGUGCCCGAUCAGGUUGAACUUCUGCUACGUAUAGCUGCGAAGGAGGCGCGCAGUGCGGUGCGGCGCGCGGCGCUGGUGGGGCUGCAGCGGCUGGCGGAGCACGCGGCGCUGUGGCCGGCGCACUGCCUGCAGCGGCUGGCCGGAGCCGCCGCCGACUGCCGCGACCCUCGCGACGCCAUGCUCUGCCUCCGGGUCAUGCAGACCCUGGUGCGGUGCCCGGCGGUGUGCGCGGCGGCGGGCUGGGGCUGCGGCGCGGGCGCGGGCGGCGGCGCGCUGCGGCACUACUGCUUCGAGGCCACGCUCAGCGCCGACCUGCGCCGCGCCGCCACCGCCGCUGACGUCCUCACGCGCCUCGUCGUGCACUGCUACGAGGAGAGUCUGCCGGUGGAGGGAUCGGACCUGAUGCUGGCGCUGGAGUCGCUGGUCAUCGCCACCGGACAGCGGACCGGUCACAUCAAACCCUUGAGGGUCGCCUUGCGUUGCCUUGUGCAGCUGAGCAUCGCGGAGCCGAGUCUGUACGCGGAGCGCACGGCCGCCACGCUGGCCGGCCAGCUGGACGCGGCGGACGGUGGCGGGGCGGCGGGCGAGGGGCGCGGGCGCGCGCUGGCGCUGGUGGAGGCGCUGGCGGCGCUGGGCGGGGCGGCGCGCUGCACGCAGCACCUGGCGCCCGCGCUGCCCGCACUGCUGCGCGCCUUCAACAGGGAGGGGUACGGACACGUAAACGUCAUCUCUAAUUACGACGACGACGGCACGAUGCUGGUGCUGGUGUGCACGGUGAUGUUCCAGGAGCGCGCCGCCGCCCGACUGCGCGCGCGACUCAGCCGCGGCUGGGAGCAACGUCUGCUGCGAGCCGCCACCGCCCGCGACGGCUGGACGCGCUACCGCCUCGCCCGCGCCGCACUCAGGUACGGGCACCAGGCGGUGGCCGCCGACCUGCUGCGGCGGCUGAGCGGCGAGGCGGCCAGCGAGGCGGCGCAGCGCUGGCUGAGCGCGCUGCACCGCGCCGCCGACGCCGACGCCCGUCUGCUCAACGAAGGCAUCUCCGGGCUGGAGACGUGCAGCGGGCUGUGGGAGGCGUGCGGGGACGCGGGCGGCGCGGGCGGGGGCGCGGGCGCGGCGUGCGCGGCGGGCUGCGCGGGCUGCAGCGCCUGCACGCCGCUCGCCGCCGCCUGGAUGAGCGCGCGCGCCGCCGCCCUCGCCGCGCUGGCCGCCGCCGCCGCCGCCGCGCGCGCUCUCUGCACGCAGCCGCCGCCCGCGGUGGCGCAAGCGGCGCGCGAGGCGAGCGGCCGAGCGGGCGCGGCGGCGGGCGCGUUGCGGCGGGCGGCGCGCCAGGCGGCGGGCGUGGCGCAGCGGUACGCGCACAUCGCCCGCACCGCCUUCCACGCAGACGACUCCACGCUCGAUCACCUUCAUAUCUCGCAGCACACGUUUGCGCAGCUGGCGCAGUUCCUGGACCGCGCGGGGGGUGCGGGAGGCGGCGCGGGGGUGGAGUACGAGACGUGCGCCGCGCCCCCCGCGCCCCGCACGCUGGAGGAGGUGGUGGCGCUGGCGCCGGCCGCGCGCCUGGCCGCCAUCAGCGCGGAGCUGUUCGAGGGCCCCGCCGCCGCCGCCGCCGCCGCCGCCGCCCCGGCCGGCAUCACGCACAAGCACGCGGAGGCGGUGCUGGCGGGGGUGCGGGCGUGCUGCGCGGGCGCGCUGUGGCCGCGCGGGGUGUGCGAGGCGCGGGGCGCGGCCACGCUGUGCCGGCUGUCGCUGGCGCCGGGCUGGCGCGCGCCGCCGCCGGACCACGCGGCCGCGCUGCCGCUGGGACACCGCCUCGCCCUGCGCAUGGAGGGCGUCGCGCUGCACCCGCCCGUCAGCAAGCGUCAGGGGCGGCGCGCGGUGCGGGGCGUACAGAUCACGGUCACCGCCUCCCCGCACGCCCCGCACACCCCCCACACCCGCAACAACGACAAGAGCGCGGAGGCGGGCGCAGUGGGCGGGGCGGUGCUGCGCGCGGUGCAGACGGUGACGCCGGUGCGAGAUUUCUUCUCGGCGCAGCAGCUGGUGAGCGUGCCCGCCGCCGGACUCUACACUGUGGCGGUCGACGCCGCCUUCGUCGACGACAAGGGCCAGCUCUGGCUCACCGGCCCGCGCACCAGCAUCGUCGUCAAGGCGCACGACGACCCCGCCAGCAAGGGCGCGGCGCAACCCCCGCGCACCAGGUUCUAGAGCCGCGCCGCACACCCGCCGCCGCCACUACCAUCUAACUUUGUAACAAUUGUAUC